Messenger RNA from Dentiscutata erythropus, 653 nucleotides. The record is from the annotation of a GenBank genome assembly. Lineage: Eukaryota; Fungi; Glomeromycota; Glomeromycetes; Diversisporales; Gigasporaceae.
AAGCAGAGAUUGCAUUUAUGUUUAAAUUAGAAGAAUUAUUAGACUUUGUGGAGUGCUGUCUUCGAGAGACUACAAAGCACAUACUUAAUACUUGUUCACAAGAUUUAGAAUUUUUUAACAAAUGGAUUGACAAAGAGCUUUCUGUUCGCCUGGAAUAUACUACGAAUAACCCUUUUAUACGUAUGACAUAUUCAGAAGCUAUAGAUAUACUCUCUAAAGCAAAUAAAAAGUUCGAAUUUCAGCCUGUAUUCGGUGCAUCAUUCCAUAGUGAACAUGAAAAAUAUUUGGCAACCGAUUAUUGUCGUGGACCAGUUUUUAUUACAGACUAUCCUAAACAGAUAAAGCCAUUCUAUAUGCGUGUAAAUCCGGAUAAUAAAACAGUAGCAUGUACAGAUUUACUUUUCCCAAAAAUUGGUGAGUUAGUUGGUGGAAGUCUAAGAGAAGAACGCUAUCAUGAACUAGUAAAAAGAUUAAAAGAAUUUAAUUUGAACACCGAAGAAUUUCAAUGGUAUCUUGAUUUGCGAAAAUAUGGAACUAUUCCUCAUGGUGGGUUUGGGAUUGGGUUCGAAAGAUAUUUACAAUAUAUUACCGGUAUGGACAAUAUACGCGAUGUUAUAGCAUUUCCAAGAUCAACAAAUUAUUGUAAAACUUGA